Molecule: messenger RNA, 1105 nt
Organism: Pneumocystis carinii B80
Lineage: Eukaryota; Fungi; Ascomycota; Pneumocystomycetes; Pneumocystales; Pneumocystaceae
Exons: 3
Coding region: 47-1060 (337 amino acids)
Molecular function (GO): mRNA binding; metal ion binding
Source: RefSeq, a predicted model, not a curated record
UAUCUUUAAAUAAAUAUUUAAAGAGAAAUUUUAAAGAAGAAGAGAAAUGCAAUUACUUAGUACGAAUGGAACGUUUUCUAAAUGGUCUACGUUAUGGGAUGAAGGGUGGUUUACAGUAUCAUCAAGAUGUGAACAUCCCUGGAUGGAUGUUCCACAAGAAAAAUUUCGAGAUAUUUUAAAUAAACCUUUGAAACAUUCGUAUGGUUCACAAAUAAGUUCGAGUAGUUCUAGUGAAGUGUUAUUUGAAGAGUCAUUUUCCUUUGUGGAAUCUAAGCAGCGUGCAAAAGUAUUAUCAUUGAAAGGAGUUUCGCCAUGGCUUGAAUAUGAUUCAUAUAAUUCAGAAUCUAUUAAUGCGAGAGAUGUAUUUUCAUCUCGUAUGUUAGAUGGAGUGAAUAAUUUAACAUCAAUACGAAAUGAAAAUAAUAUGGGUGCUUUGACAUCGCCUUUCUCGAAUUUAUCUAAAGAAUUAAAUAUUCCUACGCAGCACAAAUAUCCAACUAAGCAUCAAGAAUUGCAGACGAAUAGUGCAGGUUCAUCGUUGCAAAAAUAUUUCUGCAAUGAAACAAAUGAACCUAGUUUGGAUGCUGUGCAUUCGAAAAAAAGUCCAGAAUCCUCAAUUAAAACAGAUUUGUAUAAAACAGAAUUGUGUAGAAAUUGGGAAGAAAAUAGAGAAUGCCGAUAUGGUCUUAAAUGUCAAUUUGCUCAUGGAUAUUCCGAACUUCGUAAUUUACUUCGACACCCUAAAUAUAAAACGUCUCCAUGUAAGACAUUUAUGGAAAUCGGUUUUUGUCCAUACGGUCAACGAUGUUGUUUUUCUCAUGUUAAGGACUCUAUAAAACCAAAAAAACUAGAUAUAUCGCAACCAUUCGAGAAAACUUCAUUUCAAUCAUCUUUGCUUCUUCCACAAUUAUCUAAUUCUUCAAAUCUUAAAAAACAUGAGAAAUCGCUUAGUUUAAAGCCUCCUUUACAAAUAGUUACUGAUAACUAUAUAUCCGGAUUUACUCAUUCAUUUAAUGAUAUUACUUUACUGGACGAAAUAUCUCCAUUUACUCUUGGUUAAUUUUCUUUUUUCUCUAUUCACUCGAUAUUAUUUUUUUUGAUACCC